AUGACUAAAGAUGAGGACAUCAAUAACGACGAGUGGCCGGAAAAGUGUGCUCAUAGGCCGGCUACGGUGAGAGCUGCCCUCCCCCGUAAUGGUGGCUCGGGCGUUGAAGUCUACGCAGUACAGUCGCUCCAGAAGCAGGUGCCCUAUUUGCCCUCCUGUAAGGAUCAGACAUGGAACAUCAUGAAGCUGCUUGAUGGCCGCACAGGUCGCUUAGCAGAUCUGGGAUCAGGAGAUGGGAGAGUGGUGUUUGCUGCCUCCUCUGCUGGCUUCAAGUGCACUGGCUUCGAAAUUAACUCCAUUCUUGUUGCGUAUGCCAGGGCAAAGGCCCGUUGGACCGCAUUGCCUUCCAGCCAGGCUAUCUUUGUUAAAAAAUACUUUUGGAAGACGGAUUUAUCACAGUACAACAACGUGACGGCUUUUCUUGCGACAGGAGUGAUGGAAGUGCUCGGAGAGAAGUUGCUGAAAGAGCUUCCUGACGAUGCACGAGUCAUCGCUUGCCGCUACCCUUUCCCCAGCUGGCCUCACCAGUCCACUCUCGGCUCAGGACUUAACCAAACGUGGGCCUAUGACAUUGGCACUGUGAGGUCCAGUCUGAGGCAAAAUGUCAAAUAAUGUAAGGAAGCAGGAGGUCACUCAAGUGACCCUCAGUUGUGCAAUGUUUUUUUUUUUUUCAUUAAUUAAGAUUAGGGUGAUUAUUUAAGGGCCUGAAUGUUUGGAGUAUAUCUGAAUGUCCUGCAUGAGUCAACCACCUUCAAUAAGACAAAUCAUUUCCUGCUCGCAUGUAAAUUUUAAUAUGUGAAAAAUUAGCAGGUUAGCUUUUUUUUUUUUUUUUUUUUUUAGUGUGGUUCUUUAACACAUCUCAUUUGUUUGUCCUAAUUACUUUGAAAUUAAAUAUGAAAAUACUGUAAUGGAUUUUUAAUGACUUUUCCGGUUAUAUCUUAGUGGACAUAACUAGUACUUGUUUGGAAUAAUGUAGAUAUAAUU
Messenger RNA from Syngnathus typhle (broad-nosed pipefish), 984 nucleotides. RefSeq lists its product as uncharacterized. Bases 1 to 612 code for a protein of 203 amino acids. Gene Ontology annotation, cellular component: mitochondrion. Gene Ontology annotation, biological process: positive regulation of proton-transporting ATP synthase activity, rotational mechanism; peptidyl-lysine trimethylation; regulation of mitochondrial ATP synthesis coupled proton transport. NCBI's taxonomy places the organism in Eukaryota, Metazoa, Chordata, Actinopteri, Syngnathiformes, Syngnathidae. The record is from RefSeq and is a predicted model, not a curated record. The transcript has 6 exons. Gene Ontology annotation, molecular function: protein-lysine N-methyltransferase activity.